AUGAAUCGCCGCCAACGACUGGAAUUUGCUCUCACCCUGCUGCCCUAUGACCCAAUGACGGUGCAGCUGUCGCCAGAGCAGAAAAGUGUGGAGGAAAUCAUCGCUCGUCUGCGGACAGACGACUCCUUAACCGAGGAGGAGAGUGACGACGGGAAGAUGCGCCGCCUGAAAGAUGCCGAGACCGAUACUUUUGUGGACAACACCAUGCACGAUAUCGAGCUGUCCGAUAUUGGAAAACUGAGCACAUUGGCUACCCUGACGCUGGCUGCCGAGAGACUGCUGAGGACCCAACAAGGCGAGGAGGAACAGUUUGAUGACGACUUGGCCAUCGAUGGGGAGACAGCCUCGUCAGAUGCAGACCAGGAGAUCCUGAUGAAGAGCACCAUCAAGGCGGUGAAUGAGGUGAAACUCAAGUUGCUGCAGCAAUGGGAGCGGAACAAGCGCAAGGCCCUGGAUCUGCUCACCAUCGAGAUUGAGAAGGUUCAGGCAAUGGACCGGGAUGAUGCGCAACGUACGUCCCACUUUGAGAUGUUCCGCGAUGGGACUGAGGAACACAACACAUCCACACCCAGGACCAAUGACGAGGAUUUAGGAAUCGAUGACGAUGAUGAAGACUACGUGCCCGACAGUGAGAACAGCACAAAACGCAAGCGCAUCAAGAAGCCCGUGACGUCCACCCCAAAUGCAAAGCGUAUGUGCCCCGACUUUGAGUUCGAUCAGCAUCCGAGCUCGCCGAUGGUAAUGAUUGGUCCAAACGGCACUCAAGUGUCGCGCAGCAGUCUGAGUGCCAUUAACUGGGACAUGACUGGUCCCUCCAUAACCAGAAAAUUGCUCUGCGAGAUCUUUGACCGCGACACUCUUGCCCACCACACGCUAUCCGGCAAACCGUCACCGGCCUUCCGGGACUGCGCUCGUCCCAGCAAACAGCAACUGGAUCCGCUCAAGGUGGCGGACCUUGUCUAUCUGAUGACCAAUACUCUGGACAUGACACCGCGUGAGGUUCGCACAGCGAUCACUACGAAGUGCGCCGACGAGAACAAGAUGCUGCGCUCCCGGAGCCAGCGGCGACAGCGCAAGUCAAAGUAGUUGUGUAUGUAGAUCCUAAGUAUAGACAUUAGCCCAG
Molecule: messenger RNA, 1123 nt
Organism: Drosophila obscura
Lineage: Eukaryota; Metazoa; Arthropoda; Insecta; Diptera; Drosophilidae
Gene: Elba1
Product: early boundary activity protein 1
Exons: 1
Coding region: 1-1086 (361 amino acids)
Biological process (GO): positive regulation of neuron differentiation; negative regulation of Notch signaling pathway
Cellular component (GO): nucleus
Molecular function (GO): DNA binding; transcription corepressor activity
Source: RefSeq, a predicted model, not a curated record